AUGUUUAAUCCGGAUUCCCUUCCCUACUACAAUCCGGCUGAAGAUCGUAAAGUGGCUGUCAUCACAGGUGGUAACAGUGGUAUAGGAUGGUAUACGGUAUUACAUCUUUACAUGCAUGGAUUCGUGGUUUACAUAUGCGGCAGAAACUCUAAUAGGGUUAACAAAGCUAUCAAGGAACUAGAAAUGGAAGCUGCAAACCGUAUCUCUAAAAGAAGCAAGGAUUCACAAGAAAUUCACCUCGGUUCAUUACAUUACUUGCACAAUGACUUAUCGGAUUUAAAAUGUGUGGAAAGAGCCGCUUCCAAGAUUUGUAAAAGGGAACAGAAAUUAGACGUUUUAAUAAAUAAUGCAGCUACAGUCGCACUCCCGUAUGAACUCACUAAGGACAAUUUCGAAAUUCAACUUCAAACGAACUACAUUGCCCAUUUCCUACUGUCCCUUAGACUACUACCAUUACUGCAAAGAGCACAGGGAAGAUUAAUUACUUUAACAUCUGUGUGUCAUCAGAUAGAAUUUCGUUACUGGGGGUUAAGUCAGGAUUGGAAUUACGGGCCAAAUAUGCUUUUUACAUGGCUUCGGUAUGCAAUGGCCAAGACAGCAUCGAUCCAAUUCACUAAGAUGAUGGCAAUCAAGUACCCUGAAGUACUGUGCCUAUCGAUACAUCCUGGUAUGGUAAUGAGCACACAUAUCUUUAGCUAUUGGACUAGACUACCGAUUGUGGGAAUUUUCUUUUGGAUGUUCUUCCAAAUAGUAGGGUUUUUCUUUGGUGUUUCUAACGAACAGGGAUCACUAGCUACUCUAAGAUGUGCUUUAUCACCGCAUCUUAAUACCGACAAGGAUAACGGUAAGUAUUUUACAACAGAAGGUGUAGAAUCUAAGCCGAGCUAUAUCGCUAACAACCUAGAUGACGCUGCUUCAACAUGGAUAUGGACGGUGCAUGCACUAAGGGAUCGUGGGUUUGAUAUCUAG
Zygosaccharomyces rouxii is the source of this 969-nucleotide messenger RNA. It is a transcript of the gene ENV9, whose product is annotated as Env9p. NCBI's taxonomy places the organism in Eukaryota, Fungi, Ascomycota, Saccharomycetes, Saccharomycetales, Saccharomycetaceae. The transcript has a single exon. The coding region runs from base 1 to 969 and encodes 322 amino acids. The record is from RefSeq and is a predicted model, not a curated record.